This is a messenger RNA of Frankliniella occidentalis (western flower thrips), 680 nucleotides long. RefSeq lists its product as uncharacterized. Lineage: Eukaryota; Metazoa; Arthropoda; Insecta; Thysanoptera; Thripidae. The record is from RefSeq and is a predicted model, not a curated record. The transcript is spliced from 3 exons. Bases 1 to 675 code for a protein of 224 amino acids.
AUGACGCUGCUGACGCGCACCGGCCUGCUCGAGGGACGGCGGCGGCAUGUCGCACGCCGCGCCAACAAGUGUCAGCCUCGUCACUUGACUGUUUCCUGCUCAUUCCAGCCACCGCAGAGCAGGGCGGGCGCGGCGGCCCCGGGGCUGGCCGUGGAGCCCCUGUGCCAGGCCGCUCCCUACUCCCUGCGCCCGCUCGCCGCGCUGCUCAACCCCUACGCCAGGGGCUGCUCCGUCCUGUGCAACCACCCCGCCGACACGCAGAGCAGGGACGCCCUGCGCCGCGUCAAGGAGACGUGGCCGACGGAGAGGGUGCUGGCCGGGGAGGACGCCCUCCCCGAGGAGCUGUUCCGGCGCUACACCGACACGGACUCGCGGCCGCACUCGCCGCCGGGGGUGGGGGCUCGCCACUCGCGUGGCCCCGGGCCGCCCCUCCUGGCGCCGCCGCCCUCGGGGGCGACCGUGGCGGGGGCGGGGCAGCGGCGGUGCCGCACGCCUGACCCGUACCACCCUCACACCUACCUUCACCACCCGGCGGAGCUGCAGCAGCAACAGCAGCCUGGCCAGCCGCAGCGGACCCUGCUCGUCUUGGACUUGCGGCGGUCUCGGAGUCACGAUACGUUGUCCGUGGCGGCGGCGGUAAGGGAUCGUCGACCAUGUCUUCUUGGGGCGCAAUAAGUGUU